Molecule: messenger RNA, 1716 nt
Organism: Tetrahymena thermophila SB210
Lineage: Eukaryota; Ciliophora; Oligohymenophorea; Hymenostomatida; Tetrahymenidae
Product: SCP-like extracellular protein
Exons: 3
Source: RefSeq, a predicted model, not a curated record
AUGGAUCAACUUGCAAGAGAAGUCUUUUAAGAGUAAAACAGAGUCAGAACUAAUCCUACCAGCUACAUUCCCUACCUAUAAGAAAUGCUUACCUAAUUCAAGGGAAUGGUACUUCACAAGCCUAAUGAAAUCCCUUUAAGAACUAACGAAGGUCCUGGAGCCGUUUAAGAUUGCAUCAAUUACUUGAGAUCUCUCAAGCCCCUUCAUCCUUACUAAUGGGAUGAUAACAUGACCAGAGCUGCAUCUGAUCAUGCUAAUGAUAUUGGCCCUAAAGGUAUUUCAAAUCAUACUGGAUCUGAUGGUUCAUCUAUGAGCAAUAGAUUAGAAAGAUAUGGUGAUUGGAUGGGUAAAAUUGGUGAGAAUAUUGAUUUUGGUAGUAAAACAGCCAGAGAUAUCGUUUUAUCACUGAUCAUUGAUGAUGGUGUUGAUAACAGAGGUCACAGAAAGAAUGUUCUAUCUCCAGAUUUCUAAAAGACUGGUGUUGCCUGUUAAAAGCAUGCUCAAUGGGAAAUUUGCACAGUUUUAGAUUAUGCUUCAGAAUACACUUUCAAAGGAGGAAAGCUAUCUGGAACUCUUAUUACUGACAAUACUCCAAAAUUCACCUCUGGUAGCACAUUUGGCUAGCCUUAAUAUACUAAUUAUACAACAAGCUCUUAUGCUCCUGGCUAGACUACUACUACAUACAGUACUUCUCCAUACACCUCAUCAUCUGUAAGCUAUACUUAACCCACAAGUACAUACACUUAAGCACCAUCAAGUUUACCUGUUAAUCACGAUCUACUCGCUAGAGAAGUUUUCUAAGAGUAAAACAGAGUAAGAUAGAAUCCAACCAGCUAUAUUCCUUACCUUGAAGAACAUUUGAAACUAUUUUAAGGUAUGGUUUUAAAGAAACCAGGUGAGAUUCCCUUGAGAACUCAUGAAGGUCCAGGUGCAGUCUAGGAUUGUAUCAAUUUCUUAAGAGUGCAAAAACCUCUCCAUGCUCUUGAAUGGGAUGACAAUAUGACAAGAGCUUGCAGAGAUCAUGCCAAUGACAUUGGUCCUAAAAAUUUAUGUGGACACACUGGUUCAGAUGGUUCAUCAAUGAGCAGUAGAUUAGAAAGAUAUGGAGAUUGGAAUGGAAAGAUUGGUGAAAAUUGCGAUUUUGGUAAUUCAUCUGCAAGAGAUGUUAUUAUUUCAUUGAUUGUAGAUGAUGGUGUCUCAAACAGAGGUCAUAGAAACAAUCUUUUCUCUCCUGAUUUCAGAAAAGUUGGUAUUGCUUGUGCUAAUCAUGUUGAUUACAAGACUUGUGUAGUCAUUGAUUAUGCAUCUUAAUAUGGACCUAAAGGCAGCUUUAAUCAAGGUAGCUAUACAACUAGCUUCCCUUCAUCUACUGUUUCUGGAAGUUAUGUUCCCACUUCAUCUUACAAUACUUAUACUUCAUAAAAUCCAUACAAUAACAGUACAACUACAACUAAAACCUAAACCUACGCUUCUUAAAAUAUAAACGAUCCCUUCAUUCAAGAAUAAUUAAGAAAGCAUAAUAUUGACACCAACACAUUUGGCAGCAGCGGUAGCAGUUAAAAUUAUGUAGAUCCUGAAAAACCUCCUAAUACUAUUGAAACUAGUAUUCAAAAGAAUAUAACCAUAAUUAAUGGUAGAAGGAAUGUUACAGAAACUAGAACUUACAAAUUGGCUGAUGGUUCUCAAAAGAUUACUGAAAGAACUUAUCAAGAAUGA